CUUUCAAACUAGUUCCAUUUACGCUCUCAACUCGUGAGGACGCGCGAAAUCUUUUAAACGUGUUCCAAAAUUUUUCAAUUCGUUUCUUCUCAAAACAUUUGCGUCUUGUGUUGUGUGUUUUGUUUUAAUUAAUAACGUAUUGUUCUAGAAUAAAAACGUGUACGCCGUAAAUAGUUUGUGGUUCGUCGCAGUCGGAUUUAUUUUUAGUUUUACUUGUUAUUGGUGUGGCAAGACGGGGAUCUUAAUUUAGCGUCGCGUGCGAGUGUAAAAAAUGAACAUAGAAACACUUUGAAAAUUAAAAUGAGAAAGAAGAGAAAAACGAAAAGUUAAUAAAAAAGUUAUAAUAAAAACUAAAUACCGAUAAAUCUCAAACAAAAUAAUAAUAAUACAAAAAAAGCAAACAUCAACCAGACAGAGACUGGGUGUUUAAUAGUGAUUGCUUGAAGUGAACAAAUAUUAUUAAAGUACGAAAGCGUACAAAAACAACCUUUAAAACAAACUUCGAUCCUUUAACAAAUACGUAAUCGUUUAAGGUGGAUCUUUUGUUUAAACAUUUUUGGGACUGCUGCCUUUUAUUUAGUUGACAUUAAAAGAACCCUCACGCGUUAAAAAAAAAUCAAACGUGUUUUUACGUUAUCUGUGAGAAUUAAAACUCGCUUUAUUUAACUGAAUAAGACACUUAACUGUAUUUAUUUGCCUUUAAUAUAAAAAGUUUUAACUUAACCAAGUAAUCAAUCAAACUGUAAAUCAUAAAUAAAAAUAUUAUAAAAUUGUUUAAAAUAACUAGGCUGUUAAGUGUUAAACAUUUACACAACUUUUACUGUUUCGUGUAAAAAAAAAGAACAAUAAUAGUGUAAAAAAGGCGCCAAAGAACGGUGCAAAAAUUUCGCUAGUGGAUUAUCAUUCUGGUGUCAAAGUGGCCGGAGACGAGCAUUUGGACAUGCUGGGGGGCCCGGAGUGGGGCCAGCGGGAGGCCACCCCCCCUAGAGACGCCCCCCUACCGAGCUUCGGUUUCACACAGGAGCAGGUCGCGUGUGUUUGUGAGGUUCUCCAACAAGCCGGCAAUAUCGAGAGACUAGGCAGGUUCCUCUGGUCACUUCCAGCGUGUGAGAGGCUACACGCCCACGAAUCCGUGCUCAAAGCGAAGGCCAUGGUCGCCUUCCACAGAGGGAACUUCAAGGAACUGUACCGAUUGUUGGAAUCGCACAAUUUUAGCGCUCACAACCAUUCCAAUCUUCAAGAACUUUGGAUGAAAGCACAUUACCUGGAAGCUGAAAGGCUGAGAGGUCGGCCAUUGGGCGCCGUCGGCAAGUACAGGGUUCGACGCAAGUUCCCCCUCCCCAGGACGAUAUGGGACGGUGAAGAAACUAGCUAUUGUUUUAAGGAAAAAUCUCGCACGGUACUUCGCGACUGGUAUCUUCAUAACCCGUAUCCGUCGCCGCGGGAAAAGAGGGAACUCGCCGAGACCACAGGCCUCACCACCGUACAGGUGUCAAACUGGUUCAAGAACAGACGGCAGAGGGACAGACAAGCUGAACAUAAGGAUAGCGGCGGGCCGGGCGACAAGCAGCUGGACUCGUCCACGGACGACGACAGCGACGCGCCGCACGCGGCCGCGCCGCACGCGCCGCUGUACCCGCUGUACGAGCACCCGCUGGCGCACCUGCAGUACCACCACUCGUGACACGCGCUCUGAACACGGCCGCAGGCUGCUGGGACGGCACACAGCUUGACUCACACACGGAACUUAGGU
Molecule: messenger RNA, 1753 nt
Organism: Melitaea cinxia (Glanville fritillary)
Lineage: Eukaryota; Metazoa; Arthropoda; Insecta; Lepidoptera; Nymphalidae
Product: homeobox protein six1a-like
Exons: 7
Coding region: 941-1684 (247 amino acids)
Biological process (GO): regulation of transcription by RNA polymerase II
Cellular component (GO): transcription regulator complex; nucleus
Molecular function (GO): DNA-binding transcription factor activity, RNA polymerase II-specific; RNA polymerase II cis-regulatory region sequence-specific DNA binding
Source: RefSeq, a predicted model, not a curated record